Molecule: messenger RNA, 1170 nt
Organism: Tauraco erythrolophus (red-crested turaco)
Lineage: Eukaryota; Metazoa; Chordata; Aves; Musophagiformes; Musophagidae
Source: RefSeq, a predicted model, not a curated record
CUGCAGAUAAUAUCAGAAGAUAUCAGUGAGCUGCAGAAAAACCAAACGACAACUAUGGCAAAAAUUGCACAGUACAAAAGGAAACUGAUGGCGCUUUCUCACAGAACGUUACAGGUGUUAAUAAAGCAGGAGAUCCAAAGGAAGAGUGGUUACGCCAUUCAAGCAGACGAAGAGCAGCUUCGUGUACAGUUGGAUACAAUUCAGUGUGAACUUAACGCACCGACACAGUUCAAGGGCAGGCUGAAUGAGCUCAUGUCCCAGAUCAGGAUGCAGAACCACUUUGGAGCAGUGAGGGCUGAAGAGCGCUAUUACAUCGAUGCAGACCUCCUAAGGGAAAUCAAGCAACAUCUGAAGCAGCAGCAAGAAGGCCUGAGUCACUUAAUUAGCAUUAUAAAGGACGACUUGGAGGACAUCAAACUUAUCGAACACGGGCUGAACGAGAGCAUUCCAAUCAGAGGAGGAGUCUUCAGUUGAGGUGGAGGCUGCUGGGCCUAUACAGAACCUGUCACUCGAGUUCAUGGUUCGCCUUCCAAGGCUAAAACUGUUGAGGUAAAAUAAACCACGUACCUUCUAGGAGCAAUGGUGUUUGGGCUGUUAUCUUUAGAAUUAGCAAAGCCUCUUCUAAGCUUUUGAACUUGACCUUUGGAAGGUUUAUAUUUCAUAAAGCUGUAUAUGCUUUAAUAAAAGAAGGAAAACUGAAUCUGUUGAGAUACUGGUUUACUAUAAAACAAUAUGUACUAUUGUACAUUUUUUCUUUUUCUUUUCCUUUUUUUACAACAGCAUUGUCCUAGAAAUGCACUGCUGAGGGAAUUGUUCCUCCUGUGACUUGGUUUGUGGAAAGCUUAGUCUGCUUCCUUGUUUUUCUCAAAACAAUCCAGUACCAUCUUUAUGUAAAAAGCUAAUUUAAAUCAUUACAGAUCUGUGUGUUGCUGUAACUAUGUCUGUCUCUGCAAUACCAGUAGUUUACUGGGGCAAGCUGUGGGAAGUUCCUGAUUCCCGUUUCUGUUCUUCCUUUGGACUGCAAGGAUCUGAAGGUUAUGUCUUUAUCACUUUAUGUGUGUGAAUUAUCCAAUGCCUUGCUGCCCCUCAAAUUACAACAGAAUGUCUGGACGUUGUCCUCUGCUUUUUUUUUAAUUGCCAGAGAGUAAUAAAUUCAGUCUGAGUUUGUAA